Messenger RNA from Ogataea angusta, 912 nucleotides. RefSeq lists its product as uncharacterized. The coding region runs from base 1 to 912 and encodes 303 amino acids. Gene Ontology annotation, molecular function: 8-oxo-dGDP phosphatase activity. NCBI's taxonomy places the organism in Eukaryota, Fungi, Ascomycota, Pichiomycetes, Pichiales, Pichiaceae. The record is from RefSeq and is a predicted model, not a curated record. The transcript has a single exon.
AUGGACGUCGUGCCUUAUCCUCAUGAGGAAGGCUACGACACCUUUCAGGAGUCCGUCUAUGUGUUCUAUUCUCACGAUCACCGCUUUAAGCUAGGGUAUCUGCUUCCUCUUGUCGUCACGGAAUUAGAUCGCUCGGGCCUUGUAUCUGUGGACAAAGACAACCGAAGCGUCCAGCUUUCUUCAGAACUAUCUACUGCGGAGCUCAGAUCCGACAAACUGAAUCGAUUGGCCAGGGAAUGGAAGAACGCUGGACUGUUCUCCACUCUUGACGGCUGGAGAAACGAGUUGUACACGAUAUAUACCCCGGAGAAGGAGCCGUACAUGUACCUGGAGCGAGCACUAUGUCCUCUUCUGGGUGUGGUGAUGUACGGUGUUCACAUCAACGGUUAUGUACGUACUAAGGAGGGCUUGAAGCUCUGGAUACCCAGAAGAUCUGCCACCAAACAAACGUUUCCAGGGAUGCUCGACAACACCGUAGCCGGUGGACUUGGAUACCCGCAUGGGCUAAUGGAGACGUGCAUCAAAGAGUGCUAUGAAGAGGCAGGAUUGACGGAGCACGUUGUCAAGCAGAGUGUGCGCAACGUUGGCGUAAUGUCAUUCUUCUACCAGUCAGUAAAGGGUGAUUAUACUACAGAGGCGGGCUUGCUCCAGCCCGAGGUAGAAUAUCUUUACGACCUGGAAAUGAGCGGCAAGACGCUGCCAAGUCCUGUGGAUGGUGAAGCUGAGGAUUUCCAGCUGCUGGAUAUUCCCAAAAUAUGUGAUCUCGUUAAAUCCGGGCAGUUUACGCCAACGUGCUCGGGAGUUAUAAUAGACUUCUUGAUGAGACAUGGGUAUCUCUUGCCCGAAACGGAGCCCGAUUAUAUUGAGCUUGCUUCUAGACUGCACAGGAACCUGCCGUUUCCUCUUCGCUAG